UAUAGCACCGGAUUGCUAUUUAUAGAAACUGGUGUAAUCCGAAAGUUGACUAAUCUAUCGAACAAACCUAUCGUUGAAAACGAAAGCAAAGAGUAAACAACUACAUUUUCCACACUUAUUGAAAGUCAUGGAGGAAGCAAUGAGUCCAGAGAAUUUCACAGAGAAUGCAAAUCUGGAUGUUGCAGAUGCGAAGCCUAUAUCUGAAACCGAUGCUUUUGGUUUUGGACAAGGAACAUUUAAAACGCACAGCACAAAGCCAAUAGCCACCACCAUCCAGACUACCUCGGAGUUUUAUUCAACAAGGUACAAGAUGGAUUACGCAAACAGAGGGAAGGCUGUGAUAAUUAACAACAAAAAGUUUAAUCCAAACACUGGCCUUAACGACCGGAACGGGACAGAUGUCGACGCUUCUGCUCUGUGCUGCCGACUUUCAGAACUGGACUUUGAUGUAGAUCUGUUCCACAAUCUCAAGGCAGAUGAAAUCAAACAACAGUUACACAAAGCGGCCGAGUCUGACCACAGUAACAGUGACUGUUUCGCCUGUGCCAUUCUGUCUCAUGGGGAGGAGGGAUAUGUGUGGGGAAUUGACAGGAUGGUUCCAAUCAAUGACCUUCUGGAGCCGUUCAAAGGCAACAAAUGUCUCUCUCUGGCAGGCAAACCCAAGAUUUUUCUCAUUCAGGCUUGCCGUGGAACCAAAUUUGAUGUGGGGGUGGACAUGAAUGUGGCUGAUGCUAAAGGCUUUAUGGACAUCGAGCCGGAGUUUUCCCUGCAGAAAAUUCCAUCUGAGGCAGAUUUCCUCAUUGCAUACUCUGUUGUCCCAGGUUAUUAUUCCUGGAGAAACUCGACCAAUGGCUCCUGGUUUGUACAGGCGCUGUCUGAGGUCCUGAUGAAAUAUGGCCAGACAGUGGACCUCCUCACCAUGAUGACACGUGUCAAUCAAAUUGUGGCCAACAAAUUCCAGUCCAACACGUCCCACGCAGAAAUGAACGCGAAGAAACAGAUUCCCUGUAUCACCUCCAUGCUGACCAAAGAGGUCUUCUUCACCAGUAAAUAGAGGGGCACCUGCUAUAUUGAUGUAGGGCACCUGCUCAGCUGGUGAAGUGAUAAACAUAACUGCCAUAAUAAAGGAACUGAACAAUUUAAAGUGUGAAUGACUUUUCUCCACUGUUACACAUUGGCAACUCUAAACUUUUUGUUAGACGUUUCCAAUUUCAAAGUUUAAUUACAAGUGCAGUUUUUGUGUUAUGGUGUUUUCAGGGAAAAUAUGGAUGGAUAUUUGUAAAGCUGAAAAUGAGAUUGUCCGUCUUUUUAUAAUGGAAAUUUUGUUUAGGUCCAACAAUUUUCUGUGACCUUGUGGCACUUGGGGAAAAAAUGUGUCCAGGAUGUAGAAGAUCUAGGGCCAGUUAUGAAAAUAACUAAAUAGAGAAGUAUUAAAAUAGUAAGUGAAAAUGAUAUAAUUAGGGUAUAUGUAAGUAAAAUGAUAAUCUCAUAGGAGUUAUAAAGCCACAUCUCAACAUUCAAAAACCAUAAUUUAUAAAUACUCCAACAUGGUGCUGCUUAAUUUCUUUUUAAAAUUAUUUCAGCAUACAAAUAUAUAUCAUUUACAGUGUAUGUUUGUAAAGCAUUAAAAUCAAAUUAAAAUGAGGACUAACACAAAGUGUAAAUGAUGUACCAAUGAUGUGUGUAAAAGUGUCAUAAUGUUUACAGGCGUGGUACUGUAACUCAUUUCACAAUGUUUACAGGUGUGGUACUGUAAACUCGUGUCACAAUGUUUACAGGUGUGGUGUAAACUCGUGUCAUAAUGUUUACAGGUGUGGUACUGUAAACUCAUGUCAUAAUGUUUACAGGUGUGGUGUAAACUCAUGUCAUAAUGUUUACAGGUGUGGUACUGUAAACUCGUGUCAUAAUGUUUACAGGUGUGGUACUGUAAACUCGUGUCACAAUGUUUACAGGUGUGGUACUGUAAACUCAUGUCAUAAUGUUUACAGGUGUGGUACUGUAAACUCGUGUCAUAAUGUUUACAGGUGUGGUGUAAACUCGUGUCAUAAUGUUUACAGGUGUGGUACACUUCUUUGUAAACUUGUGUUUGACACUUUGGUGUAAACAUUUGUCAGAAUAUUAUUUACAGUCGUACACUUCUGUGCCAACACUUGUCAGAAAUGUUUACUGUUGUCAUGUUUUUGGCCAUUUGCAUUGAUCUCUCUUGAUGCGUUUAAAAAUGUUACAAAAUUACUUUUAAUUUUUGUGUUUUUUUAGUAUUUUCUAUAUUCCUUUGUACAUAGAUAGCAUUUGUCAUAUUUCAGGUCCUCAAAUUGGCCUUUUUUCUGAAUGAUUAACAAGCAAAUUUAUACACAAGUCUUGUUAUCUCUCUAUGGAUCAAACUAAACACAACGUACAAUCAUGUAAAAUCUUCAUCUUUAACUGGCUAAGAUGGUAAAUAUAUUCAUGUGACCUUUAACCUCAAGCAUGACCUUGAUCUGACAAGAAGCCUUGAGCUCAUUGAAAUAUAAAUUGUAUAAUUUUUACUUUGGUUGUUUAAAAGAUUGGAUAUAUGGGCUGACAAAUCAAACCCAUGGACAUAUUAGGGCAAUGUCAUUCCUCAGUCAAUGAGUAAUGUAUUAUUUUUCAUAGUAAUUUUAAGAAAUAUUUUGUUUUAUGUAGUACCACAUUAUUUAAUUAUAAAGUAUUGUACACCAUGCUACAAUAUUUUAAAUCUCAAAAAAUAGAUCUGAAGAAUAGUAUAGCAAAUUACAGUGACAUCAUAAACCUCGUGUUUCCAUAAAUAGACAUCAAGAAAAUUAAUAAGCAACUGUUAUUUCAGUCAAUCCAUGGUAUUAUUCCACCAAUCAAGAAGACAAUAUUGAUCUCGGACUUUGUCCUCAGUCAAUAUUAGCUAGGCUCUUGGAGCAUUGACUAAAAUGAACUUGUUAUAAUUGUAUUUCACUACGUUGUGAUGCGUGUGCAGUUGUUGAACUAAACAGCUGUAUCUCUUUGUGUGUGCUCUGUAAUAUAACAUUUACUUCAUUUUUGGAUUUUGGUUCAACACAAUAAAAACAAAAUAUGCAAACAAAA
Molecule: messenger RNA, 3072 nt
Organism: Ostrea edulis (European flat oyster)
Lineage: Eukaryota; Metazoa; Mollusca; Bivalvia; Ostreida; Ostreidae
Product: caspase-3-like
Exons: 6
Coding region: 128-1054 (308 amino acids)
Biological process (GO): proteolysis; apoptotic process
Cellular component (GO): cytoplasm
Source: RefSeq, a predicted model, not a curated record